Micropterus dolomieu (smallmouth bass) is the source of this 3033-nucleotide messenger RNA. It is a transcript of the gene kcnc1b, whose product is annotated as potassium voltage-gated channel, Shaw-related subfamily, member 1b. The record is from RefSeq and is a predicted model, not a curated record. The transcript is spliced from 4 exons. Gene Ontology annotation, cellular component: neuronal cell body membrane; axon; dendrite membrane. The coding region runs from base 538 to 2331 and encodes 597 amino acids. Gene Ontology annotation, biological process: protein homooligomerization; potassium ion transmembrane transport. Lineage: Eukaryota; Metazoa; Chordata; Actinopteri; Centrarchiformes; Centrarchidae. Gene Ontology annotation, molecular function: protein binding; delayed rectifier potassium channel activity.
AACAGAGGAGGGACAGAAGUCUCCAUCGGGAGCUGACGGACAGGCGCUGUCCGCUCAGCACCACCGCAGUCACCUUGCUGUGAAAGUCAUAAACCUGCUCAGGACUGAUCUGAUCAAUUACCGCAACUUGGGGAGUCCAAUGAGCUGGGGGUUUUCUGCUGGCGGGGGGACAUUUACCAGCGUCUGUCCUUUUAUCUCGACAUCUUGGAUUUUCUGACGAUGUGACGUCUAUUCUUAAUAUGAUUGGUUGCAAUUAUUUUGGACUUCGAUUCAAUACCCCCCAUUGAGUCUAGCAGCUAUAAGCGUUUUUCAUCCUCCAGUUGCAUGGCAGGUGAUCGUAGAAAAAACUGGGUUUAGAGGGGAUGCAGCCUGAUGCGUGUCAAGCAUUUCUUUCGUAGUUGCUGAGAAACGACAGGUUGCUGUGUGCGCUGCUUUCCCUCAAGUAAUUGUUUAUCACCGCUGUGUAUGGUUGCACGGGGCGCCUAGACUUACCUUUGCGAUGAAGGGAACUUAUUGGAGAAAUGCAUAAGGGACGCAAUGGGCCUGAGCGACGACAAGGAUCGCAUUGUGAUAAACGUGGGAGGGAUCAGACAUCAGACAUACCGCAGCACCCUGCGCACCCUACCUGGCACUCGCUUGUCCUGGCUGGCCGAGCCUGACGCACCUAACCACUUUGACUAUGAUGCCAAGAUCGAGGAAUUUUUCUUCGACCGCCACCCUGGCGUUUUUGCACACAUCCUUAAUUACUACAGAACAGGUAAGCUGCACUGCCCUGCUGAUGUCUGCGGGCCCCUCUAUGAGGAGGAACUGGCCUUCUGGGGCAUUGAUGAGACAGACGUGGAGCCAUGCUGCUGGAUGACUUAUCGGCAGCACCGGGAGGCAGAGGAGGCCCUUGAUAGUUUCGGCGGGGGGGGGUUGUUAGACCUGGCGAGCGAUGAUCCGGAGCCAGAGCAAGAGCACGCUGAGGAUGAUGUGGAUGAAAUGACAAGGAGGCUGGCGCAAGGAGACACUCAUGAUACCAGGAGUGGAAGCCUGUGGAGCCGGUGGCAGAAACAUGUUUGGGCUCUGUUUGAGGACCCUUACUCCUCUAAAUAUGCAAGGUGGGUGGCUCUGGCCUCGCUGUUCUUUAUUCUGGUGUCCAUCACCACCUUCUGUCUGGAGACCCACGAGGCCUUCAACCCCAUCAUCAACCGAACUGAUCUGGAGGUGGUGGACAACGUCACAGUGGAGCACACCUACCAGGAGACUGAGACUGCGCUCUACCUCACCUACAUUGAAGGGGUUUGUGUGGUGUGGUUCACUUUUGAAUUUCUAAUGCGAAUAACUUUCUGCCCGAAUAAAUUUGACUUCAUUCGAAACGCCCUAAACAUCAUCGACUUUGUGGCCAUCCUGCCCUUCUACCUGGAGGUUGGCCUCAGUGGGCUCUCUUCAAAGGCAGCUAAGGACGUGCUGGGUUUCCUCCGAGUUGUCCGCUUCGUGCGGAUCCUACGUAUCUUCAAGCUGACCCGUCACUUUGUGGGACUGAGGGUGCUGGGCCACACGUUGAGGGCCAGCACCAAUGAGUUCCUGCUCCUCAUCAUCUUCCUUGCUCUCGGUGUCCUCAUCUUUGCUACUAUGAUCUACUACGCAGAACGGAUUGGAGCUAACCCCAACGACCCUCGAGCCAGCGAGCACACACACUUCAAGAACAUCCCGAUUGGAUUCUGGUGGGCCGUGGUGACCAUGACGACCCUGGGCUAUGGAGACAUGUACCCCAAGACGAUCUCCGGUAUGCUGGUCGGAGCCCUGUGCGCUCUGGCAGGUGUGCUGACCAUUGCCAUGCCUGUCCCUGUGAUUGUCAACAACUUUGGAAUGUAUUACUCCCUGGCCAUGGCAAAACAGAAACUACCAAAGAAAAAAAAUAGGCAUAUCCCUCGGGCACCCCAACCAGGUUCUCCAAACUUCUGUAAGUCAAGCAUCAGCUCCCAACCUCAGAGCCCCAUCCCCCAUGACGACGUUUUCGAGAUAAAGUUUCAAGAUUCCAAGCUGAACGGUGAGGCAGCUAACGCAGCUCUGGCCAACGAAGAUUGCCCUCAUAUAGACCAGGCCAUAUCUCCAGAGGAAAUCUUCAGCCCUAGCGAGAGAGAGCGGCCCUGCUUCCUGGUCACCACUGCUGAACGCCCUAACCACACAGGGGGCAGAGUGAGGAGGGGUUAUGAAAAGCCUUGGAGCCUUAACAGCAUGUCUGGCAUGAGCGGGGAUGCCUCUGGAGUGUCCUCAGUGUCCGCCCUGCCCUGCAGCCCACCCUGUCUAAUGCAGCACUCACAUUCUCCCAUCCCAUCCAUUAUGUAGCAUGGUUGAGUAGCAGACACAAUGCCAUUGGAAGGCCAGUCCUCACACUCCUGCUUUUGUUCAUUUUUAUUUGUUUAUUUUUCUGGAAAACUGUAUUUUAACUGUGCUAAUACUCAAGCCUCCCAAGUGUUCUCCUUGGGUGUGUCAUCAUAUCCUAGACUAGAAACCAUUGGCACAUGCCACUCUGCAUGGGUCACCUCAGUUGCAGACAAAGCACUGUUCUACUUGUACUACAGGCUAACCCCACUCUUUCCCUGUGUUUACAUCAUUGCCUGUUGCUCUGUUGCUUUUGAUCUCGCAUACUAUUCUGCCAAUAACUUUUAUCUCAUCUGCUUUUUACAAUUUUGUGAAAGACAUUUUCACGAGAUGUAACCCCUGCUAAUAAUAUGCUGAACAUUAACAACACAUGGCUUUUAAACAUAUCCAAAAGGUAUCAUUACCAGCUGUUAAGGGAACUCCUCUUAAGUGCUUUGUACGUUGCAAAGUAGAGACGUUAUCAUUCUGAAGUGCAGUCCAGACCAGACUCAAUGUAAUCUGAGUGGCCAUCAAAAAAAAAAAACAAACAAGAAAAAAUUGAACAUUAUGUUCAUGAUUGUCCAGUGCAAUAUGGAGAUGAUGACAAUUCCUAUGAUACUAGUGAUGAAUACAUCUAAUGUCAACGGAACUUUUUCAUUUGCAUGAACUGCAUGAGAAAACAUUAAG